This is a messenger RNA of Trichomonas vaginalis G3, 1452 nucleotides long. RefSeq names its product protein ubiquitination. Lineage: Eukaryota; Parabasalia; Trichomonadida; Trichomonadidae. The transcript has a single exon. Bases 1 to 1452 code for a protein of 483 amino acids. Gene Ontology annotation, molecular function: protein binding. The record is from RefSeq and is a predicted model, not a curated record.
AUGGGUACAUCAAAUACAAUUCACUCUUUACUUAAAGCUAUCGCAGACAAAGCCCCAACAACAGAUAUCGAGAAUAUCAUUUCCAAGAGGGUCCAGAAAUACAUAGCAAAUCCUUUAUUCUUUGAACUUCCGCUGAGUUCAAUUUAUAGAAUUUUUUCAAACGCAGGAACAGUCAAAGCCGCUAUCGCCGCACAGUUCCUUGAAACAUUAUCAGCAAAGCAUGGCAGUAAUGCAAUUGUAAUUCUCAAGACAAUGAGAGUUUCAUGUGCGUCAGUCCAAGAAAUUUGCAAUGUGUUCAGCUGUGUACGUGGAGCGCCAUUGUGCGACAGACUUGCAUCUUUUAUACAUCCAGAAAAGUUCGAAAAAGAAAAGCCUGCUGACUAUGAACCUAAUAUUUUCAUAGCAGCAAGAAAAGGGAGCAAAGGCAGCAUAAAGUACAUGUUGGACACAGAUAUCGAUCCAGACAUUCGCGAUAAAUCAAACAACACACCCCUGAUAAUCGCAUCUUUAUAUAAUCAAACAGCAAUCGUAGAAUUACUACUCGAUGGAGGCGCUAACAUCAAUGCAUGCGAUGAAAUCGGUCGAACGCCAUUAAUAUGCGCUGUAUCUGUUGGAAAUAUCGAAACGAUCAAAAUUCUCUUAAAUCGCGGAGCAAAUGUUAAUGCAUACGAUAAGGAACGCCAAACGGCUUUACAUUUUGCUGCAGCUUCCGGCAAAAUGGAAAUAGUUCAAUUAUUAAUGGAAAAAAAUCCAACAAUUGACGCAAAAGAUUCAGCUGGUUUUACACCAUUACUACUGGCCAUCUCAGAUGCGCAAUAUGAAGUGGCAGAAUAUCUAAUGGAAAAAGGAGCCUCAAUUGAAAGCCAAACGUCAAGUCUUAAACGACCAAUUACAUUUGCAGCAGCUAACGGUAACGCUAAACUUGUUCGAAAGCUUAUACAUAGAGGAUCACUCAUAGAUCCAAGAGAUUCUAACGGAUGGACGCCGUUAAGCCACGCCGCAAGUAGAGGACACGCGGAUGUUGUUUCUAUACUCAUCAAAAAAGGCGCAAACGUUAACUCUAAGGCCUUGAACUUAUGGACUCCUUUAAUGCACAGUUCAUAUGGAGGCUACAAAGAUGUUGUUAUACUAUUAACUGAUAAUGGAGCAGAUGUGACGUUUAAAGACCCUAUUGGGCGGUCUGCUCUUCAUUUCGCUGCAAAUAACGGAAAUGUUGACAUUAUACGGCACUUGAUUGAUAAAGGACUAGAUGUAGAUCAGAGGGAUUGUGGUGAAAAGACUCCUCUGAUGUACGCUGCUUUGGAAAAUAAAGCGGAAGCUGUUGCAUUUUUGUUAGAAAUGGGAGCUGAUCCGAUAGCUAUUGAUGAGAAGGGAUUGACUGCUUAUGAAAUGGCACGACUCGAACCUACAAGAGCUGUGCUUAGACCAUAUAUGAAAGAAUUGAUUAGAUAA